This is a messenger RNA of Papaver somniferum (opium poppy), 2257 nucleotides long. RefSeq lists its product as uncharacterized. The record is from RefSeq and is a predicted model, not a curated record. The coding region runs from base 221 to 1867 and encodes 548 amino acids. The transcript has 2 exons. Lineage: Eukaryota; Viridiplantae; Streptophyta; Magnoliopsida; Ranunculales; Papaveraceae.
CUUCAUCUCAUUAGUCAUUACUCAUGACUCAUUACUACAUUUCUUCUUCUCUCUAGAAAAAUCCUCAAAACGUUACAUUGACAUUUUCUUCUUCUUCCCACACUUAAUUUUUCCUAUAACCGUUUCUGUUUUGAAUGUGUAAUGUUAGGGUUUCUUAAAUAGAACCAAUUUUUGAGUUGAAAAACACACAAAAAAAACCCAGAAGUUGAAAAGGGAAAAAAUGGGGGUAGAAUCAUGGUGUUUUUGUAAUGGAGGUGGGAAAUCAGAGAGAAUGAAAGGUAGUAUUUUUACUAGUAAAGGUCCAGCAAUGGCUAAAGUAUGUGGUGGUACUGGAUUUUUAAUCCAUAGAAAUCUACUCCUAACUACUCAUAUUAAUCUUCCUUCUGUAACUGCUGCUGAAGAAGCUGAAGAGAUUCGAUUGCAGCAUAAUGUUGCUGCUAGACUUGUUCCUCACAGGUUUUUCAUCACCAGCUCGGUUCUUGAUCUUACAAUAGUGGGAUUGGAUGCCAUCGAUGGGGAUUCAGUUUCACAAAACCAGCAGCCUCAUUACAUAAAGACCUGCUCAAAUCCAUCUCUGGAUCUGGGAUGUGUAGUUUACCUUUUGGGUCACACAGAAAAGAAAGAAUUGACAAUCGGUGAAGGAAAAGUGGUAAUUGCCACUGAUAACCUUAUAAAACUAUCAACAGAUGGAAUAACAUGGAGCCCAGGAUCUGCAGGGUUUGAUGUUCAAGGUAACCUAGCUUUCAUGGUCUGUGAUCCCAUGAAGCUAGCUUCUUCUCCAACUGCCAAAUCUUCAUCCACUUCAACAUCAUCGUCGCCGUCCUCGUGGAAAAAAGACCAUCCAAUGCAAUUCGGAAUCCCAAUUCCCAUCAUUUGUGAUUGGUUAAACCAGCACUGGGAGGGAAGCUUAGACGAUCUUAACAAACCCAAACUUCCACUCAUUCGACUAAUGUCCUCGGGACAAAAGAGUGACCAUUCUUGUGCGUCUUUCACCCUUCGUCAAGUUUUCAAACCAACUGAGGGUGAAAAUGAUGAAACACCAUCAUCAUCAAAUAUCGUUUCAAAACCCAGAAAUCAACCUGGACCUAGCUGUGCUGCCUCCGGAAAUAUAUGCCAAGAGGAAAUCUUUGUUUCUCAUGAGCAAGGAAUUCCAACUCCAGAGAUCUAUGAAUCACCAAGAUUGACUUCAGUUCCAUUUCAUAGGAAAGAAAAUAGCAACACACACAUCCAACUUUUGGAUAUAAAUUUCCCCCCCAGAAGUGUUCCGAAAUCUAUAGUUCUUCCUGUUCCUAUUAAACGCCUGCCUCCUAGUUCAGAUGAGAAGCUGCUUACCCCAUUGAACAACAUUCUCUCACGACAAGAACAAGAUGCUCCAAGGCAACCAUGUCCUGCCACAGAUGCUGAUAUUAUCUCUACUGGUUCGGUCAGUGAAGAUCAAAGUGAAGUCCAGUCUAGUUCAUCUCCUAUACAUGCUUCACAUUUCCCGUAUGAGAUAAAAGCUUUCCAGGGCGAUUACAGUAGUGAUGGGGAAACAACAAUGUACUCAGCCGAAACUAUGGAGAGCAGAAAUUACACUAGUCCUAGAGAGGGAAAGUUCCAGCAAGUGGGUAGAAGCCAAAGUUGUGUGAGCUACAAUAGAAGAAGUUCCUCUGCUGAAAGAAAUCCAACAACACGAAAUUCAGCCACGGAAAAGCAGCAGAGUUUCAUCCCAGGAAGAAAAACUUAUUCACAUGGUGCAUCAUCUCAGAGAAGCCAUGAUUUUCACAGUCCCACUGUUUCCUCUAUCAUAAAAAGAAGGAUGAACAAGGAACCUAUAAUUAGACCCCGACAGAACACAGUUCAAACCUCUCCAAGAUGGAACUUUUAAAUGAUUCUUGGGGAGUAGAAUUCAUCAAAAUCUGUUUGAAGGCCUGCAAAUUUAUGGCGACCUGUUGUAGUCAUCGCCUUUUGUGUAACCAUUUUUUGUUUCCUUAUUGUGAUUUGUAUGUGCAGAAUGAUCUGAAGUUGAAUAAAGAAAAUUCAGCCAGAUUGUGUAAUACAGCUGCUCAGGGAAAAAAGGUAUUUAUCUCAAUGCCCUGCUUCCAGCAACUGGUUUCCUUGUCGGAAAUAGUUUGCUGGUUUCCUUGUUGGAAAUAGUUUGCUGGUUUCCUUGUUGGAAAUAGUUUGCUCUUUUGAAAUUAUAUUGGAAAGAUUAGUGACUCUUUUGUUACAAUCAGUUCAUAUCAUCAAUGGCAAUAGAAAUUAGAAAGUGUCUAAA